Tetranychus urticae (two-spotted spider mite) is the source of this 2683-nucleotide messenger RNA. RefSeq names its product zinc transporter ZIP13. Gene Ontology annotation, molecular function: zinc ion transmembrane transporter activity. The record is from RefSeq and is a predicted model, not a curated record. Gene Ontology annotation, cellular component: membrane. Lineage: Eukaryota; Metazoa; Arthropoda; Arachnida; Trombidiformes; Tetranychidae. Gene Ontology annotation, biological process: intracellular zinc ion homeostasis; zinc ion transmembrane transport.
CAAAUUAAUUUCUUGUUGUGAAUAAAUUUUUCCUCAAACCAUCUCUGAUGAUACAAUUAUUUUACCGAGUUUUUCAGUAUAAUUCAACUUCAACGAUGUUUCAUCAUUGUCACCAAUGUGAUUGUUAUUCUAAUCAUGAGGAUGAUCAGCAUCAUCCAAUACAUCUAGUACAUCAACAGAGCUUUACCGAACAUUCAAGGUCUAUCUUGUAAUCAGAGUUGUUUGAUUAUGAACUACUUUUGAUUUCUCUCUUCUUUCCAUCUCUUUUUUUCAAUUUACUGACUUGUUCACGUUUGUUAACGGGCAAGAUAAAAUUGAUACUAAGGAGCACAAAGAGAGAGAUCAAGUUUAUCGUCAAUUUGUUCCUCUAUCUGUUGACUAUGAACAUCAGUUUGGAAAAUGUUUCCACUUCAACUCUGGAUCCUUCCUCGGUUAAUACGAUAUGGUGGCUAUCACUGUCUGCUGCAGCAACAGUUGGUCUCGUCGGAGUGAUUCCCAUAUUUUUCAUUUCUCACAUACCUCAUGGUAAUCAAGGAUCAAAUGGAAAAUUGCGGUUGAUGUUGAGCUUUUCAGUUGGUGGUUUACUUGGCGAUGUUUUCCUUCACUUGCUUCCAGAAGCUUGGACUUAUGUUCAUAAAGCAGGUUCAUCCAUCGAAACCCAUACAACCCUUGGCCUGUGGGUAGUCUCUGGUAUAUCAACUUUUCUUGCCAUUGAAAUGAUAUUUGUCUUGACUUCUACAGAAUCUGAGAAUGACGACAAAAGUGAAAAAAUUGUUCAAAAAUCAACUUCUCAGGUGUUUACCAAUUCUUCCAAGAAUAAAGAUAAGGAUAAAUGUUUCGUUAAUGAGAAGAAGAAGGAGAAUAUCGCUCCACAAGCUUCAUCGAGCGUCUCAGUGACUGGAUAUUUAAGUGUUUUCGCCAAUGGUGUUGAUAAUUUUACUCAUGGAUUAGCUAUUGCAGCAAGUUUCUCGGCUGGCUUACAGAUUGGAAUUUUAACCACAAUAGCAAUCUUAAUACAUGAAGUGCCCCAUGAAUUUGGUGAUUUCGCCAUUCUAAUGAACUCUGGAUUUUCGAGAUGGAAGGCUAUUCAAGCUCAAAUAAUUACCGCUGCUGUAGCUAUGUUGGGUGCUUUGGUUGCUCUGUUAGCAGAAACAAAUGCCAGUGAAGUUGGACAGCGCACUCAAUGGAUAUUACCUUAUUCAGCUGGAUGCUUCCUUUACAUUGCUAUGAGCAACAUAUUACCUGACAUAAUGAAAGAGGACAAUCCAAAAGAAUCGGUUAAACAAUUGAUUUGUAUUACAAUUGGAGUCCUUAUUAUGGGUCUAGUCAAUCAAAUUGGGAACAUUUCAUUGAUAUCCUUUUUAUAAAUAUAAAAAGACACAUUUUAUUUUCAAUUUUAACUUAAUUUACCUGAGCAUCGAAGGACAAACCUUGUGACAAACAAAGACUUGUUACAAUCACAAGCGUUAAUGAAAAUAUUGUGAUCUAUCAUUAAAUACUUGUGUAUAUCAAUUUUCCAAUUGUACAUUUAUAUUAAAUUACAAUUUAAAUUAUCUGUUUUGGUUGCAACAUUUCUUGACAAUCUAUUAUAAUUUUCACCUAAUUGUCUUCAAAAUACGCAGAGACGAAAUAUGACUAAUCUGCAAAUUAAAUUGUCUUUAUGAUGAGAUUUUGGCACAUUUAUGCUUCACGCAAUCAAACAUUUUCACUGUACAAAGGUAAGAAUCAAGAGUUGAAUGACUAGCAAAAAAUUAACUGCAUUAUCUGAAAAUGUUUAAGAUUCAUGUGUUAUAUCAUUAUGUUUCGAGUGUAUGAAAUCCGGUAAUGCUGAUAUCAGUUUGACAGCAAAAUAUCUAAAUUUUGAUGAUUUAACUUUAAAUUAAAUUUACAGCAUCAGCUUAGUUAAUCGACAUCAUGACCAGUCACGUUCAACUGAUUUGGAGCUGAAAUAACUACAAAAAUUGGAUCUCAUUUCAAUCUGGUUGAAUUGAGACAGAAUAGUAAAUAGAUGUUAAUCAUUGAGAUUAAUGUGCGCGGUGAAUUAACAGUUAAGAGUAAGACCUAUGAUGAUAAUAGCGAAUUACUCUUGUUGAAUGGUAAUCAAGAUAAUCAAUCUUUUUUUUCCUUUCCUUCAGUCAAUUGCUCAGUCUUGGAUCAAUCUUACUCAUUGUUGAGAUAACAAUUUGUUAUUAGGUUCUUCCUGUUGCAAUAAAAUCAUCCCUUUUUUAGGUUAUUUAUACGCAAAUCAAAUCAACAACCAAAGGAAAUCAUCAACAUCCAGUUACACAGUUAACAUCAACGGUCAGUGUUUCGUCUUGAUUUAGUUAAGUGUUCAGUGUUAUCCAAUUGUUAUCAUCAAUGGUUGCCAUUUUGAAAAAUGUCGAUGGUGAAGAGUUGACAAUGGUGAACACUUUGUUGACUCUGAAGGAACUGCAACGAAUACCUAAAACAGGUUGGGGAAUAAAGGAUAAAGAAGUUGAAAUUGAACGUAAAGGUGUUGAUUUGUAUUCAAUUAAAAUGUAUCCACUUAAUGUACUCAAUGGAUUGAAAGGUCAUUUCACGAAAGAUAUGACAGUUUCAAGUGUCUAUGAACCGGAGAGCAAGAAAAUUAUCACAACUUGGACAGUCUGGUAAUUAUUUCAAUUGUAGAAAUGAAAAGACAAUUAAAAAUGUUUAAAUCUUU